This is a messenger RNA of Apodemus sylvaticus (European woodmouse), 351 nucleotides long. RefSeq names its product small cysteine and glycine repeat-containing protein 8-like. Bases 1 to 351 code for a protein of 116 amino acids. Lineage: Eukaryota; Metazoa; Chordata; Mammalia; Rodentia; Muridae. The record is from RefSeq and is a predicted model, not a curated record. The transcript has a single exon.
AUGGGUUGCUGUGGCUGUGGAGGUUGCGGUGGCUGUGGCUGUGGCGGCUGUGGCUGUGGCGGCUGUGGCUGUGGUGGCUGUGGCUGUGGCGGCUGUGGCUGUGGCGGCUGUGGCUGUGGUGGCUGUGGUGGCUGUGGCUGUGGUGGCUGUGGCUGUGGUGGCUGUGGUUGUGGCUGCUGUGGCUGUGGCUGCUGUGGCUGCUGCAAGCCUGUGGUUGUCUGCUGCUGUCGCCGCUGCUGCAGCUCCUGUGGCUGUGGCUCCUGUGGCUGCGGCUGUGGCUGUGGGAAGGGCUGUUGCCAGCAGAAGUGCUGCUGCCAGCAGAAGUGUGGCUGCAAGAAGUGCUGCUGCUAG